UCUGAGCUCACGCGAGGACUGCGAUUUCAUUGCCAGCAGUGUGCGACAGAGACAGCGAAGAUGGCGUCGCAGGAGACCGAAGCUUCUCCGCAAGCCAACGGCGAGGUGAGCAGCAAUGGCGCGGCUGCAGUCGUGGAUGGCCAGGCCGUACAGACUGCUGCUGGGGACCCUGCACAGCAACCGCCGGCUCCACCAGCCAACGCAUGGUCGGUCAUAAAGGGAGUCCUCUUCAGGAUCUUUGUCAUCUGGGCCAUCAGUAGCUGGUUCCGCAGAGGGUCCUCUACACCAGACCCCAGUACCCCGGCUGGGGCACCGCAUUUACCCAGCCGAAACCUUUUCCCCAAGGAAAGCCUCAUGGACCUGUAUGUGUACAUCUCACAGGACGAGGUGUUCUCUGACUUCAACGACACACAGUCCCUGUUCUGGUUCCAUAGAGACCUGGUCUACGGAGACUGGAACACUGGAGAAGAUGGGGACGGCUGCUAUGAGCACUCAAUAGAUCUGGACAUCCCAGAGAAGGUGCAAAUGAAUGGUUCCCUCUACAUCCACGUGUAUUUCACGAAGACUGGAUUCCACCCAGACCCCAAGCGCAAGGGCCAGUAUCGUCGGCUAGCGACAGUCCAUGCCACGCGUAUGCUGAACAAGUUCAAACGCAGGAAGUUCGUGAAGACUAAGAACCUGCUGACGGGGGAGACCGAGACCGACCCGGAGAUGAUCAAGCGAGCGGAGAGCCACGGCCCAGUGGAGAUCAUCUCCCACUGGCACCCCAACCUCACCAUCAACAUGGUGGACGACCAUACAGCCUGGGUCAAGGGCUCGGUCCCCCCUCCACUGGACCAACAUGUGAAGUUUGACGCGGUGAGCGGCGACUACUAUCCUAUCGUCUACUUCAACGACUACUGGAACCUGCAGAAAGACUACUACCCCAUCAAUGAGACUCUGCAGUCGCUGCCUCUGCGCCUGUCCUACUGCCCGCUGUCCCUGUGGCGCUGGCAGCUCUACGCUGCCCAGAAUGCCCGCUCACCAUGGAACUUCCUGCCAGAGGACACCUAUGAGCAGUCUGACGAGGACCAGGACUCUGUCAAGGUGGCCCUGCUGGAAACMAACCCCUACCUCCUGGGCGUGACCAUUGUGGUCUCAAUCGUUCACAGCAUCUUCGAGUUCCUGGCAUUCAAGAAUGACAUCCAGUUCUGGAACAGCAGGCAGUCCAUGGAGGGUCUCUCUGUGCGCUCCAUCAUCUUCGGGGUGUUCCAGUCCCUGGUGGUGCUGCUCUACAUCCUGGACAAUGAGACUAACUUUGUGGUGCAGGUCAGCGUGUUCAUCGGCCUGCUCAUCGACUUCUGGAAGAUCACCAAGGUCAUGGACGUCAAGUUGGACAGAGAAAACAAAUUGUUCGGGAUCCUCCCACGCUUAUCAAUAAAAGACAAGUCAACGUACGUGCAGUCCUCCACCAAAGUCUUCGACGACAUGGCUUUCAAGUACCUUUCUUGGCUGCUGUACCCUCUGUUCGGGUGCUAUGCCGUCUACAGUGUGUUGUACCAAGAGCACAAAGGCUGGUACUCAUUCGUACUGGGCAUGCUCUAUGGCUUCUUGUUAACCUUUGGUUUCAUCACGAUGACGCCACAGCUGUUCAUCAACUAUAAGAUGAAGUCUGUGGCCCACCUCCCAUGGAGGAUGCUCACCUACAAGGCACUGAACACCUUCAUCGACGACCUGUUCGCCUUUGUCAUCAAGAUGCCCAUGAUGUACAGGAUAGGAUGUCUCAGAGACGACGUAGUAUUCUUUGUCUACCUGUACCAGCGCUGGAUCUACAGGGUGGAUCCCAACCGGAUGAACGAAUUUGGCACCAGCGGAGCGGAACCCACUGGAGUGGACCCUAACAAGGACAGCACAGYACCGGGGGAGGUCACAGCCACAGGGGAGGUCGCCGCCAUAACAGAGAAAGCAGAGGAGGAGAAGAAGAACGAUUAACAUGACCAACCUAUCCGCCUUUCUCGCCCUCGCUCCUGGGGCGAAGCGGACCUGUGGAAACCAGGCAGAGUGAAAUGUCACUUGCCAGGGAAAAGGAGUCAUUGUAUUCUGUCAUGGACACCGCUACAUAUUUCUGUUUAACUCUCUUCUUUGUGUGGGGGAUCUGCAGCAAAUCGUAAUUAAUGUAGACUCACUUUUUAUUUUUUAUUUUUUUGCAGUUCAAGUGAAGUGAAACGUGAUGUACUGUAAUCUUUAUCUUUUUCAAUGGGUAACAGUAAUGUUUUGGAAGCAAGGUUGUGAAUGUGGGAGGCCCAGUUGAGGGUGGAAGGUCGCAGUACAUAUCUCCGUAUUUUCAGAUCUGCGACAUUUUUGGAUUUCUUGUGAUUAUUUUUUUAUUUAAAUUUUUCAUUCCAUGUGUGAACGCAGUGUGUCAUGGUGGGGUAACUGGAAAUGGGUGAGUAGUGCUGGAGGAAACUGGAAGUGUCCAGAGCCAAGGGCGACGUGAAGGGAACCAAGAUGGACGACCUGUCCAACACUACCCACGAAAGACAGACUACCCUCCAUUUUUAAACAAAUGGUCGAUGUUCCAAACUUGAACAAAAAAAACUGCCUUGUAGGUAUUAAUAUAAAUAUWAAUAUUAUUAAUGACUUGAUUUCUGUUUUCAGUCAUUAGAAUUUAUUUAGUAUGUUCUGAAACUACAGAAUCUCAGCUUGUAAUGUUAAUACUCAUGUCAAAAUGUCUAGCAAUAGCUGAUUUACAAGUG
This is a messenger RNA of Salvelinus sp. IW2-2015, 2735 nucleotides long. It is a transcript of the gene clptm1, whose product is annotated as CLPTM1 regulator of GABA type A receptor forward trafficking. Gene Ontology annotation, cellular component: endomembrane system; membrane. NCBI's taxonomy places the organism in Eukaryota, Metazoa, Chordata, Actinopteri, Salmoniformes, Salmonidae. The record is from RefSeq and is a predicted model, not a curated record.